AUUUGCAAAUUAUUCAAAUACGCGUACCCGUGAUUACACUCUCUCCCAAUGCGGCAUUUUACGUAGUUUUUGUUCUAAAUUAUUCCACUAUGAUGGAAGAUGAAGUCGAAGACAUCGUAGGUGACGUGCAGUAUACAGAUUCUCAAAAAAGUGUAACCACAUUGGGCACGUAUUCCCAGGACUUCACAGACAGCAGUCCAGAGAGAAACGACUCAUCUGGAAAGCAGACAUACGUACUAGAUCGCGAUGACAGCGACGACAGUGGAUCAACCUUUAGGGUAAACAGAGAACAAAGCGUGAUUAACUUGUAUGAAGCAAUGUCUCCACCUCCAGAUAUGCAACAACUUUUAUAUGAUGAAAUCAAUAAAUCAAUUCGUUCAAAUUUUAAAAGACAUACCUUCACCCACGAAUUCACGCAAACUAGUAAAACUAUAAUUGAACUGGCUCAAACUGAAGUUAUCGUUGUAACCAAACCAAAGCAAACUAAUUCUCUGGAGACACAAACAUCAUUUGUGUCACUAACCGAACACAAAACAAUGGAUUACAAGAGAAUAAUAGUUAACGAUUGUAUUCCUAAUAAAAAUGAAGUCAUACACAAUGUUAUUGAGGAUAUGAAUCAUAUAAAGAAAUUGUUUUUAAAUCAAAAUCCAGACACGUAUGUUAAAAAUCUAAUUGUUACAGAAGUUCAAAGUUCACAUAAUGACACUAAUGAGCAAAUUUUAGCAGUUGAAAAUUUAGUCCAAGCUUACGAAGAUAAAGAUUUAGGAAAUAAAACAGGAAUUCAUAGCGAACACAGUUUUGAAGAUCGAAUCAUACCAUUCAUAGAUGACGAAUCAAAAGAUAGUGGGGAUCAAAAAGAGGCAAAUGAAACUAACAGUGAAUUUGAGUCAUCUAAAUACGAUUCCGAUAUCGAUGAAGACUCUUUGAUGGAAACUGAAUAUCGUAGUAGUAGGAGGAUUAAUGGGGAUAACGCCAGUGACACGAGUGAGAUGCAAAUAUCAAUAGAUAACGAUGUAGACGAAUUGUACAAUAAGUUGUCCGAAAGUCCACUUUGGAGGUCCCCAGAAGUUAAUAUAGAACCGUGCGCGCUUAAAUUUGGUACACUCACGCCACUUUCUGAGGAAACUUCAUUGCAAAAGAGCUGCUUGGAUAAGACAACCAGUUCUCAAACUCUAAUGGAGCCCACUAAAGAUACUGACAAUGAAACAGUAUUUGUUCACAACGAUGGCGUAAAAGUUAAGAUAUUCUCAAACAGUGGAGAUGUUAGAGCAACAGAAAAAUUCAAGUUACCGCCUAUUCCUAAUACAUCCUGCCCUAAUAGUCCACAUCUGAACUUUUUAUUUACGAUAAACACUAAUCCGAUGCCUCUGGUGAAAGCUGGAACCUUGCCUCACCUGUUUGAAGGUCGUAAAAAGGAUAGCUGGCAGAACUGUGGGACGGUGUUAGCGUCUGGUGAGAGUCCACUUAUAACUGGAAGAAGUGAUAUCCUCGCAGAUCCUGUCAAAACACCAAGAGAAUCUAUGUACUUACCACCGAUCCACAUGGAGGGUGCCAUUUACCACAACACAAACAAGCCAACACACUUUGUGACGCCCCACCAGACCAUACCCUCCCCUGAGACAACGCAGGAUGCGAUCAGCAUCCAGGGCAAGAUCAGAGAGCUCAAGGCGAUGACCAACAAUAAGACAAGGUCUAGCUCCGAGAACAGGAAUCGUUCGCCAGCUAGUAGUUCAUCACGCCCGGAGAAGUUAUAUGAGGUCGCUGAGAGAGGUUGUGACAACCUUUGCGUGGAACUUCUUCGGAGACUUCGAUCCCCGUCGUGGAUAGAAGUUGUAGAGACCUUGGAAGACCUACCCAGGUCACUUGAAAAGUAUUGGACUGUUGUGACAUUACAUCGAAUUGCUGAGCUGUUAAGACAGGUGACGGUGCAUAUAGAUUCCCCGCGGACGCAAGUCGCUCGCUCAGCUUGCAACGCACUCGCUGAAAUACUUAAAAACACGAAUUAUACACGAAAACCGGAUUUCUACGAGAGUGUAUCGGCGCUUCUGUGCAAGACCGGUAGCUUCAGCCGGCCGGUGCGCCGCGCCGCCAACGUGGCGCUCGACGACAUCGCGUGCGGCGUGGACGCCACGCACGCUGCCACCGCCGUCUGCGUGUACGGCGUCGGGCACAAGAGCGCCCUGGUGCGUUGUGCGUCAGCACGCCUACUGGUCGUGUGCUGCGCGCUGGCGGAGGGCGGGCGGCGUAUUCUGCGCGCGCGCCCGCCCUCCGCCGCCGCCGCGCGGAGACUCGUGCUGCGCGCCCUCGCACAGCUGUUGCAAGACAAGAAUAUUGACACACGAAAAUACGCGGAACGCCUGUACACAAUCCUCCGGCCGUUGCCGACGUUCGAGGCCUACUUCCUCACCGAUGUAGACGUGGAGCUGGCGGCGCGCCAGAUGAAGAAGUACGACCCGAUGCUGGUGCCGAGCAAGCGAGACAGUGCGACGUCACUAUCCAUCUUUAGCUGAGUACACGCCGGCAUCCAAGGAAUGUACAGCACUCCAUAUUACACAAGGUUCAAAACAAAAAACUACAAGUUCCGAGCAACUAAAUAUCGUCAUCUCAUCGACUUUAUUUCAACCGAUGUGCCCUUGUGUUUAAUGGGACUUGAAAUUUGAAAAAUGUUUUAAUAGAAACACAGAACGAUGUUUUAAUCAAAAUUUACUGGUAAAUUAAAACCGUUUCCGAGGCCCGCAAUUUCCACCCGUUUCGGUCUUCAUAAGGUGACUCUUAGCGAUUGGUAUUGUCUUUUCUUUUAGUAAAGUUAUUGAAAAUCAAUAAAUGCAGACUCAAUAGCACACUCUUUAACCGACUUCAAAAACGGAGGCAGUAUAAAGAUAAAGCCUUUAUUCCACACAAUCAUAACAGAAAGCGAGAAAUAAAUUUAAAAUAAUACUUGACGAAUGAAAUAAACAAUGCACAAAUACGGUUUUCGUUGUAAGCUAUCUUAUGAGGAGGGGGAUGGAAAAGGUUCGACAAUGCGGUUGGAUUUUUUAUUUCAUUUAUUUACCUCAGAGAUUUCAUUAAACUUAUUUAAAAAAAAAAAGGUAUUAUUUGAAAGGUUUAAACCCUUGAAUUCGUCUAACACAUGUAUAACAGAUAUCCAAGUCACUGAAAUCUAUUUGUAUAUAUCGAUUAGAUUGCAUUAGUCAGUUUUCCCAUAAUCUUAUUAUUCUACCGUUUUACAUACAUCUAACUAAAUUUAAAAACCAAAAAAAAAUUGGGCCAUUUUUUUUGUCAUUAGAACACCUGGACCUAAAUUUAAGUAGUUCGAUUUGAAUUCAAUAUCUAUAGUAUAUAUGUUCAGAAGUUUUCGAAUCCCUGAUCGAACAUCUCAUAAGCUCCUAAGCUAAUAAGCGAGAUCCUAAGCUCUGUAGUCUGAUCAAUCUAUUCACCCUGUUUAUUCUGUAUAGGUAGGUACACUGAUAUUAGGU
Messenger RNA from Pararge aegeria (speckled wood butterfly), 3476 nucleotides. RefSeq lists its product as uncharacterized. Gene Ontology annotation, biological process: mitotic spindle assembly. Bases 90 to 2510 code for a protein of 806 amino acids. The transcript has 10 exons. Gene Ontology annotation, molecular function: microtubule binding. The record is from RefSeq and is a predicted model, not a curated record. Lineage: Eukaryota; Metazoa; Arthropoda; Insecta; Lepidoptera; Nymphalidae. Gene Ontology annotation, cellular component: microtubule organizing center; mitotic spindle; spindle microtubule.